AUGACUGUUAUCACACCCAAAAGACUGAAAGCCACAGACAGAUUGAAGGCCUCUGGCAAAAAGGGCUCUUUAUCUUCCACCAAAAAGCAACAGAACAUCUUUAGCUUUUUCUCCAAACUCCCUACUCAGUCAGCUUCUCUGCUUAUUAAACCUCCAAAAGACUCAACUAACCAAAACUCGUCUUUGAAAGUCAGUACCAAUACUUCAAAUAGCCACAAUUCUCUUAAACCAAAAAAUUGCAGAAAAACUGCCUUGAAUCAGCUAUCUUCACCUAUCAAACACGAAAAAGUCCUGUCUGAAGCAAAGCCAAAGUCGACUCAUCAGUCUGCUUCGGAUUCAAGUAAUAAAGAAAGCAAAAAUUCAGGCUCUAUAGAUGAUACAUCUUCCUCAAUGUUUGUUGACUCAAUUGUUGAUGGUGAUUUUGAUCAUAACUCUACCUCAAACAACAAUACAUCAUUAGCAAUACAUCCUCUGCUUCCUUCCGGUUCACCACCUAUAGAAGAUGGUAAGCCAGGCCUACUGCCUUCUUCCUUAAGCUCCAAAAGACGUUUGAAGCGUAAGAUCAAUUAUUCAGAACUAGACGAUGAAGACGAGGAUGUUCCCUUGCAGCGAUUACCUAAUAAAAAAUUAAGGAAUAAAAAAAUUAUUGAUUCUGAUGAUGAGGGAGAGGAGGAAUUUAUUCCAGAGCCUAUAGACGAAGAUGAUGAUGAAAUUGAACAAGAAAAAGACAAAUUUCUUUCCAAAAACAUAGACAAUGAUUUUGCAAGUGACGAUCUUGGUGAUGAUGAUUUGGAUGAUGUCUUUGUUAGUAUAACAACUCCUAAAACAAAAAUAAAAAAUAAAAAUAAAUCCAAAAAUAAACUCAAAAAUAUUCACGAUGACGAUGAUAAGGACUCAAUUGAUUUUUCUGAGAAAUUCAAAGCUUCAUCAACUUACAAACCUACUUCAAAUAAAGUUUCAUUAACUAUAAAGCAAAAGAACUCAAAACAAAGGUCACCUACAAAAUCUUUUCAAAAGGAUAAUGAGGAAAGAUACAAAUGGCUUGUUAAUAUUCGUGAUGCAGAGAAAAGAGAACCAACUCAUCCAGACUAUGACCCAAGAACACUCUAUGUUCCUUCUUCUGCCUGGACAAAGUUUACUGCAUUCGAAAAACAAUAUUGGGAAAUCAAAUCUAAAAUGUAUGAUUGUAUAGUCUUUUUCAAAAAAGGAAAAUUUUUUGAAUUGUAUGAAAAGGAUGCUUUACUAGGUCACAACUUGUUUGAUUUGAAAUUGGCUGGAAAUGGGAGAGCAAAUAUGCAAUUAGCUGGUGUUCCUGAAAUGUCUUUUGAUUAUUGGGCCAGUGAGUUUAUUUCUAAAGGCUAUAAAGUUGCAAAAGUUGAUCAGAUGGAAACAUUAUUAGCAAAGGAAAUUCGUGAAAGCACAAAGAAGAAAAAGGAAGAUAAAGUAAUAAGAAGAGAGUUAAGUUGUAUACUAACUGGGGGAACAUUAACUGAAGAUUCAAUGAUUAAAGAUGACAUGGCUACAUAUUGUCUUGCAAUUAGACAAGAAGAAAAAAUGGAUGGUUCAAAUUUGUUUGGUAUUUCUUUUGUUGAUACUGCUACAAGUAAGAUGAGAAUACUAGAAUUUAAUGAUGAUAGCGAAUGUACAAAUUUGGAAACUUUUAUUAAUCAAAUAAAACCAAAAGAAAUUAUAGCUCCCAAAGGAAAUUUAUCAUCGUUGGCUAUUAGAAUUAUCAAGUUUAAUUGUGCAGAAAAUAGUAUUUGGAAUUAUGUUAAGGACGAAGACGAAUUCUGGGAUGCAGAUAGAACUAUGGAGGAGAUAUCUCACGCAAAUUAUUUUAAUGACGAAAACAUCAAUAAUCAGAAAAAUUGGCCCAAAGAUUUAAUUAAAUAUUCCGAGAAAAAGCAACUUGGGUUUUCGUCCUUUGGUGCAUUGGUUUGGUAUUUAAAAUCCUUAAAAUUAGAUAGUGAUUUGAUUUCAAUUGGAAAUAUCAAAGAAUAUAACAUCUUUGAUAAUAGUAAUUCGUCACUUAUUUUGGAUGGCCAAACUUUGCAAAAUUUGGAAAUAUUUAAAAAUUCUUUUGACGGAAGUGAUAAGGGCACGUUAUUCAAGUUUAUUAGUAGGUCAAUUACACCAUUUGGAAAGAGAAUGUUAAGAAGCUGGAUAUGUCAUCCACUUUUAAAUAUCAGUGAUAUUAAUGAAAGAUUAGAUGCUGUUGAGGCUAUGAUGAAUGAUGGAAACUUGCAAUCUAUCAUUACUACACAUUUAAAAUCCUUGCCUGAUUUGGAAAGAUUACUUUCUCGAGUUUAUUCUGGGAGGUUACCUGUAAAAGAUUUUGUCAAAACGAUUGAGGGGCUUGAAACCAUUCAGCUGAUGGUAAAUGAAUUGAUCAGCGAGUAUAAUUCUGUUGAAGCACUUCCUGGAUCACUUUCCGGUAUAUUUAGUCAAAUACCAAAAGAAUUAGAGUUUUGCAUAAAAAGUUGGGACAAUACUUUUGACAGAGAAGAAGCUAAAACAAAUGGCGUUUUGAUUCCAGAGAAGGGUGUAGAGAUUGAUUUUGAUGAGUCUGUUGAAAAGAUGAAGAAACUUGAGAAUGAUUUGAAUAAAUGUUUGAGAUCAUACAAAAAGAAUUUUAAGUGUCAAGAGUUUUGUUUUAAGGACUCGGGAAAAGAAAUAUUUUUAAUUGAAGUACCAAGCAGGUAUAUUAAAAAGAUUCCUAGAGAUUGGCUUCAGAUGGGUUCAACAUCAAAAGUAAAAAGAUAUUGGUCUCCAGAAGUUAGAGACUUAGUCCGAGAAUUGCUAGAAACUCGUGAGCUUCAUAAGGAUAUUGUUAAUAAUUUGAAAAAGAAAACAUAUUCAAGAUUUUCUAAAGACUAUGCUUUAUGGUUAAAAGCCGUAAAAGCAAUUGCAAAAGUUGAUUGUAUAUUGGCACUCUGUUUAACUUCUGAAUCUUUGGGCGAAACUGCUUGCAGACCUAUCUUCAUUGCAGACAAUGAACAUGGUAGUUUGAAUUUCACCGAAUUGAGACACCCAUGUUUUAUGGCAGGUAAUACAGGUGCUAAGGAGUUCAUUCCCAACGAUAUUCAGUUGGGAGGAAAAUCAGAAGCUAAGAUUGGUUUAUUGACUGGUGCAAAUGCAGCUGGUAAAUCAACGAUUUUACGAAUGACUUGUAUUGCUGUGAUCUUAGCUCAAUUAGGAUGUUGGGUUUCUUCAUCGUCUGCAAAGUUGACUCCCAUUGACAGAAUUAUGACAAGAUUAGGAGCUAAUGAUAAUAUCAUGCAAGGAAAGUCGACAUUUUUGGUUGAGUUAUCAGAAACUAAAAAAAUGAUUGAAUUUGCAACACCAAGAUCAUUAUUGGUUUUGGAUGAAUUAGGAAGGGGUGGGUCUUCUUCUGAUGGUUUUGCAAUUGCAGAAUCCAUUCUUUAUCAUAUUGCUACUCAUAUUCAGUCCUUGGGUUUUUUUGCCACUCAUUAUGGAAGUUUAGGUCUUUCAUUUAAAAACCAUCCAUCAAUAAAACCACUAAGAAUGAAGAUAUUAGUUGAUAAAAAUUCUAGAAAUAUAACCUUUUUGUAUAAAUUAGAAAAAGGUGCUGCUGAAGGCUCUUUUGGUAUGCAUGUUGCUUCUAUGUGCGGUAUUAAUGAGAAAAUUAUUGAAUGUGCCGAAGCUGCUGCGAAAAAUUUAGAACACACAUCCCGAAUCAAAAAAUCCAAUGAGUUGGCCAAGUUAUCAGAAACUGGUAUUCCUUUGGGUCUACAGUCAGACUUUUCGUGGUUGUUAAAAGGUGAAUUUAAUAAUGAAAAAAAUCAUAUUGGGGAAGGAGUGGUUCUUUACAAUGAACCAGUUAAGAGCCAUGUCAUAAAAAGUAUGAUUUCUAUGAUUGAAGGAUUAUAA
Ascoidea rubescens DSM 1968 is the source of this 3891-nucleotide messenger RNA. RefSeq names its product mismatch repair ATPase MSH6 (gene MSH6). Lineage: Eukaryota; Fungi; Ascomycota; Saccharomycetes; Ascoideales; Ascoideaceae. Gene Ontology annotation, cellular component: MutSalpha complex; nucleus. The transcript has a single exon. Gene Ontology annotation, molecular function: ATP binding; ATP-dependent DNA damage sensor activity; mismatched DNA binding. Bases 1 to 3891 code for a protein of 1296 amino acids. The record is from RefSeq and is a predicted model, not a curated record. Gene Ontology annotation, biological process: mismatch repair.